GGUAUCUUUAAAUGGUGAAGAACACAUUUCCUGCAGCCCAGUCACCAUGAUAGGCUCGGUGAUGUUGUUGCUAUUUUUCCUCCUGUUCUUCUUCAUCAGGGUCCGCCGACCGAAAAACCUCCCCCCAGGACCCCGUCUCCUGCCCAUCCUCGGAAAUCUGCUACAGCUGGACCCUGUCAACCCCCUCAAAGAUCUGGAAAGGCUGAAGAGGCGCUAUGGUAACGUGUUCUGUCUGUACAUCGGAUCACGGCCUGUCGUGGUUCUGAAUGGCCUUGAGGCGGUUUGUGAGGCACUGGUGACAUGCACAGCUGAAUUUUCAGGACGACCAAACCAUCUCAUGAUCAGCGACAUCACAGAAUGCAAAGGGAUCAUCAUGGAAGAUUUUGGCUCCAGCUGGAGGGACCGCAGACGCUUUGCUCUGACCACGCUGAGAAACUUUGGUCUGGGCAAACGCUCCAUGGAAGACCGCAUCCUCGAGGUCUCCCACAUCUGCUCUGAGCUGGAGCGCAAUUCUGGCAGUUCGAUGGACCCUCAGCACCUGUUCCAUCUAGCAGCAUCUAACAUCAUCUGCUCACUGAUUUACGGGGAAAGGCUUGAAUACGACAACCCGGUCUUCCUCACCCUCAUCAGUAGGAUACAGGAUUUAACCAAAAUUGCUAUCGGACCUUGGGCCAUGGUACAGAACACUAUUAUCACUACUACUGCUGCUACACCACUACCUUUAAUUGAAAUAAUAAUAAUAAUAUAUAUAUAUCCUAAUGGAAAAAAAUCCUAAUGGAAAACCAGGGUCGUUCCACCAAUAGAGUGCCUUUUAUGUCCCUCAGACAUUAUGCGUGUACAUUUUUAUGAAACACUCAAUUGAACAGUUCGAUCACAUACAUCUAUGCUCUAACUUAACUAAUAAAUGUAAAAAACAAUCCAAUAGCAGUGUGUUUUCAUUCAAAUAAGUUAUUUGUUUUCUCUGGAAAUCCCCAUUUUGGCAUGUCCCAUGUCAUGUUUUUCAAACUUCUUGGGAAGCCCAAAAUGUUUCACGUUUUCACCGUCAUCAAAUCAAAUAACAUUUUAUUGGUUGUGUACGCAUAUUUGCAGUUGUUAUCGCAGGUGCAGAGAAAUGCUUGUGUUUCUUUUUUUUCAUUUCACCUUUAUUUAACCAGGUAGGCCAGUUGAGAACAAGUUCUCAUUUACAACUGCGACCUGGCCAAG
Messenger RNA from Salmo salar (Atlantic salmon), 1203 nucleotides. NCBI's taxonomy places the organism in Eukaryota, Metazoa, Chordata, Actinopteri, Salmoniformes, Salmonidae. The record is from RefSeq and is a predicted model, not a curated record.